Sorghum bicolor (sorghum) is the source of this 2165-nucleotide messenger RNA. RefSeq names its product UDP-glycosyltransferase 88B1. Gene Ontology annotation, molecular function: UDP-glycosyltransferase activity. The transcript has a single exon. The coding region runs from base 107 to 1879 and encodes 590 amino acids. The record is from RefSeq and is a predicted model, not a curated record. Lineage: Eukaryota; Viridiplantae; Streptophyta; Magnoliopsida; Poales; Poaceae.
UUCUAGAUUUGCACCCUUUCCAGAAUGAGAAAGUAGUACUCGAUUUGAUGCUGCCUCCCACUUUGAUUCCUUCUAGACAGCGAUAGAAGACUGCUUUUUUCCCUCAAUGCACACAAGGGUUGCGCGUUGUAGUGUUCAGAAGAAGGCGCAAAACGAGUUUGACACGUGCGCUUACGUGGCACCGACCUGGAACAAUCGAAGGGGACCGGACUGUCAACGCACUAGACUCUGCAGAGACAGCCCCCAAUCCUUUUCCCCGGCCUCGAUCCAGACUAGACUAUUUGAAGUCCCCUUCUGCUCGACCAGCACGCCGCAGUUUGAGCAUGUUCAGUUCAGACUGAACCAGCUCGUACAGUUAGCUAGCGUCGCAACACAAGCAUUUGGUCAGGACAGGAGGCGCGGAAUGGCGAGCCUCAACGUGCUGCUCCUCCCUGAGCCCGGCUCCGGCCACCUCAUGUCGCUCAUCGAAGCUGGGAAGCGCCUGCUCGGCCACUGCGCCGGCGCCGGAGACGACGAGUUCACGGUGACCGUCCUCGUCGUGCAGCCGCCGACGCCAGAGUCGGCGUCCGAGGUGGGCGCGCACGUGCGGCGCGUCGCGGCGUCCGGCAUUGGCGUCCGGUUCCAUCACCUCCCGGCCGUGGAACCCCCCGCGGACUGCGCGGGCGACCUGCAGGAGUUCAAGUCGCGCUACAUGGAGCUCUACAAGCCACACGUGGAGGCCGCGGCGCGGGAGCUCGGCGCCGCGGCGCUCGUGGUCGACUUCUUCGCCACCACCGUGCUCGACGUGGCGCGCGAGCUCGCCGUGCCGACGUACGUCUACUUCACCUCCACCGCCGCGCUGCUCGCGCUCAUGCUGAGGCUGCCGGCCCUCGACAAGACGGUCGCCGUCGACUUCGAGACGUUUAAGGGCACGGUGGACGUCCCGGGCUUGCCUCCCGUGCCCGCGGGGAACAUCCCCGGGUUCCUGGGACGCAAGGACUGCCCCAACUUCACGUGGUUCGUGUACCACGGCAGACGUUUCAUGGACGCCGACGGCAUCAUCGUCAACACGGUGACCCAGCUCGAGCCGGGGCUUCUCGCCGCCAUCGCGGAAGGACGGUGCGUCCCGGGACGACCGGCGCCGCCGCUGUACCCGAUCGGCCCGGUGCUGAACCUCGGCGUGGAAAAUGCCGCGUCCGACGACGAGGCGUGCGUCCGGUGGCUCGACGCGCAGCCGCGGGCGUCGGUGGUGUUCCUCUGCUUCGGGAGCCUUGGCUGGUUCGACGCCGCCAAGGCGCGGGAGGUCGCCACGGGGCUGGAGCGGAGCGGGCACCGGUUCCUGUGGGCGCUGCGCGGGCCUCCCGCGGCGGCCGGGUCGCGGCACCCGUCGGACGCCGACCUAGACGAGCUCCUCCCCGCGGGGUUCCUGGAGCGGACCAAGGACAGGGGCCUCGUGUGGCCUCGGUGGGCGCCGCAGAAGGCGGUGCUCUCGCACGGGGCCGUGGGCGGCUUCGUGACCCACUGCGGGUGGAACUCGACGAUGGAGAGCCUGUGGCACGGCGUGCCGCUGGCGCCGUGGCCGCUGUACGCGGAGCAGCGCCUGAACGCGUUCGAGCUCGUGUCCGUCAUGGGCGUGGCCGUGGCGAUGGAGGUGGAGGUGGACAGGAGCCGUGACAACUUCGUCGAGGCCGAGGAGCUGGAGCGCGCGGUGAGGGCCCUCAUGGGCGGCGGCGAGGAGGGGCGGAAGGCGCGGGAGAAGGCCGCGGAGAUGAAGGCCGCGUGCCGCAGGGCCGUGGAGGAGGGCGGGUCGUCGUACGUGGCGCUGGAGAGGCUGCGUGAUGCGAUUCGCAAGGCUGCAAAUGCGACAACUGCUCAUUUGGUGAAGGCGCCGCUCAUUUGAGUGAGCCCACGAGUCCAGAUGUUCGCACAUCCAUAUCGACGGGGGCGUCCGUGGUUGAGCUUGCCGGCGUCCGCACACACACAUUACACCAAUUUGCAGCUACAGCUUAGGCCGUUUGGAUGUAGUUGAAUUCAAAUCAAUUCACAUGUGUCGAGAUAGAUUUGAGUGGAACUUGAACUAAAUUCUACUCGAACCCACACCAAUAUACAUGGAUUGAAGUGAAUCCGACUACAUUCAAACAAGGCUUUAUCGGUGUCGGUAAUUGUCUUGUGUAUCUUCAUGUCUA